AUGACAAGUGUGAUACCUAUGGAGUCGAACCCUGAAACCAUGAAUAUGUAUUUGAAACGGUUAGGAGUUUCUGAAAAAUGGCAUAUGGUAGAUGUCGUCAGUCUAGAUGAAGAUGCUUUGAACUGGGUCCCUCGUCCUGUGCUCGCUUUGUUGCUUCUAUUUCCAUUAUCAAAGACUUACGAAGAUCUAAGAUCCGAACAAGAAAAAAAUCUUCUAAAGAAAGGUCAUCAAGCUCCUAAAGACGUUUUUCAUCUCAAACAAGUUCUCAGUAACGUAUGUGGACCUAUAGCUUUAGUGCAUAGCGUGGCAAACAAUACCAACCACAUUGAACUAGAAGAUGGUUUGUUGAAGAAUUACCUAAAAAAUGCCAAAGGCUUGGAUGCGGCUGCUAAAGGUGCACUUCUAGAAAAUUCAGUUGCUAUGUUGGAAGCUUAUAAAGAUAUAGCAAUGAAUGAGAGUCGUGAAGAUGCAACUUCUUCUCAUGAUAUAAGCAAUCACUUUGUUACAUUUAUACACAAAGAUGGUUCUUUGUAUGAAUUGGAUGGAAGAAAAUCGUUUCCUAUAAACCACGGUUCGACAAACGCUGAUAGUUUCCUCGAGGACGCAGCGAAGAUAUGUCGUAGUUUUAUCGCCCGAGAACCUGGCAAUAUUGGUUUUAAUAUAAUGGCACUCGUACCAGUGCAAUAA
Parnassius mnemosyne (clouded apollo) is the source of this 687-nucleotide messenger RNA. NCBI's taxonomy places the organism in Eukaryota, Metazoa, Arthropoda, Insecta, Lepidoptera, Papilionidae. The record is from the annotation of a GenBank genome assembly.